Messenger RNA from Puccinia graminis f. sp. tritici CRL 75-36-700-3, 801 nucleotides. RefSeq lists its product as uncharacterized. Lineage: Eukaryota; Fungi; Basidiomycota; Pucciniomycetes; Pucciniales; Pucciniaceae. The record is from RefSeq and is a predicted model, not a curated record. The transcript is spliced from 3 exons. Bases 1 to 801 code for a protein of 266 amino acids.
AUGAGCUAUCAAACCUCUUCUGCACACGAUAGCGCCAUGGACACAGGCUCGAGCACCCCAAGCACCAAUGCCCCUAGCACUGUCGAAAUCACCAACACGCUCCGUUCCCUAGAGUUAUGCAUUGCUGGGUUGCAGGAGCGCACUGAAGGUGCUGUUCAACCAAUUGCGGAGUUGCUGCACAAAAUCGAAGAGGAGUUGGGAAAUAUCCAAGAACAACUCGCCCACGUCACCCACCCAAGCCAAGGCUCUGGCACGACUGAGCGAAAUGCUGAGCGAAAUGCGACCAACAUAUUCAAUCCACCGGAAAUGCCUGUCGAGCGCAUUACGACUUUCAAUCGAUACAUUCCGGUUUUCCUUGCCGAAAGAGUUCCAGCCGCUCAAGUCCACUACAUCGAAGCUUUGAACAAUUUGAGUUUUGAAGACAAACUUAUCAUGUCAUCGGUCACUAUAGAGCGUAACGAACUGUACCAAGAUGCAUAUCUCGCACUCCUACAAGUAGAAUCCGAACUCUUGAAAGAAAGUAUUGCUAGUGGGGCUAUCGCAGCCAACAUUACCAAUCGUGAUUCUUUCCUCUACGAACUCUUCCAUAUUUUCAACGACUCUCCUGAACAUAAGAGGGCGCAAGACAGCGUACUCCGCUUGCGACUUAAGAGGUAUCGCGUGAAGGAAAUUGCGGACACAAUCAACACGUUCUAUAUGGCUACUACGAACGAAGAAGAAGCUGUUGUAAGGGACGAAGAAGGUGCAGUAGCCGAGAAUGAAUCAGGCACUGUUGCGAGGAAUGAAGAUGGGGAUCGCUAG